GCCCAGCCCGGCCCGGCAGGACGAGCUCCAUGCGGCAGGACCGGGCAUCGCUCACCCCCGGCACAGCCCAGCGCUAACGGCAAGGCCAGGCCCGCAGCACCCCUCUGCACUGACCAGCAGCUGCUAGCAGAGGCUUUGGCCCUGAGCACUGAAGAUGGGCACAUCCCUGGGUUUCAUCCAUAACCACUGUUUCAUCGUGCUGCUCCUCACCUCCUUGAGCCUUGCCCAGUACGAACACUGGCCCUACCUCCCCGGGUACCCUGAGCCGCCCCCCCAAGUGUACCAGCCCCCCCAGAGACCAGCCAACGUGCCCAAGAUCCAGCUCCGGCUCGCAGGGCAGAAGAGGAAGCACAACGAGGGCAGGGUGGAGGUGUUCUACAGCGGCGAAUGGGGCACCGUGUGCGACGAUGACUUCUCCAUCCACACCGCGCACGUGGUCUGCAGGGAGCUGGGCUAUGUGGAGGCGGUCUCUUGGCUCCCCAGCUCCAAGUAUGGAAAGGGAGAAGGGAAGAUUUGGAUGGACAACGUCCACUGUAACGGGAAGGAGCCCACCCUGGCUGCAUGCACUUCGAACGGCUGGGGAGUGACCGACUGCAAACACACCGAGGACGUGGGAGUGGUCUGCAGUGAAAAGAGAAUCCCUGGCUUCAAGUUUGACAACUCCUUGCUUAACCAAAUAGAGAACAUGAACAUCCAGGUGGAGGACAUCAGGAUCCGUCCCAUCCUCGCCACCUACCGCAAGCGGGUGCCCGUCACGGAGGGUUACGUGGAGGUGAAGGAUGAAGGGGCCUGGAAGCAGAUCUGUGACAAGCACUGGACCAUGAAGAAUUCCCGCGUGGUCUGUGGCAUGUUUGGGUUCCCGAGCGAGAGGAAAUACAACACCAAGGUCUACAAGAUGUUCGCCAGCCGGAGGAAGCAGCUUUACUGGGCGUACUCCAUGGACUGCAGCGGGAACGAAGCUCACGUCUCCAGCUGCAAACUGGGCAACCACCUCAAUGUGGAUGCGGAGAAGAACGCCACGUGUGACAAUGGGAUGCCUGCGGUCGUCAGCUGCAUCCCGGGCCGGGCCUUCGCCCCCAGCAGCCACAGUGGCUUCCGAAAAGCCUUCAGGCAGGAGCAACCCCUGGUGAGGCUGAAGGGAGGAGCCAACACUGGCGAGGGCCGAGUGGAGGUGCUGAAGAACGGGGAGUGGGGAACAGUUUGUGAUGACAACUGGAACCUGGUGUCGGCCAGCGUGGUGUGCCGGGAGCUGGGCUUCGGCAGCGCCAAGGAGGCCAUAACGGGAGCCAGGCUCGGGCAAGGCAUGGGUCCGAUCCACCUAAACGAAAUUGACUGCACUGGCUUCGAGAAGUCGGUCACAGACUGCAAGUUCAACAUGGAGUCCCAGGGCUGUAACCACGAAGAAGAUGCUGCUGUGAGAUGCAACGUCCCAGCAAUGGGCUUCCAGAAUCAGCUGCGGCUGAGCGGCGGCCGCAACCCCUACGAGGGCCGGGUGGAGGUGCUGGCCGAGCGCAACGGGACCCUGCGGUGGGGCACGGUGUGCAGCGAGAACUGGAGCACGGUGGAGGCCAUGGUGGUGUGCAGGCAGCUGGGGCUGGGCUUUGCCAGCCAUGCCUUCCAGGAAACCUGGUACUGGCACGGGGACAUCAGCGCCGACAGCGUCGUCAUGAGCGGCGUCAAGUGCUCGGGGACAGAGAUGUCCCUGGCCCACUGCCGGCACGACGGAGCCCACGUCUCCUGCCCCAGAGGAGGCGGCCGCUUCGGGGCUGGCGUCUCCUGCUCUGAGACCGCCCCUGACCUGGUGCUGAACGCGGAGCUGGUGGAGCAGACGGCGUACCUGGAGGACCGGCCCAUGUUCAUGCUGCAGUGCGCCCUGGAGGAGAGCUGCCUGGCCAGCUCCGCCGCCAACACCUCCCGGAGCUCCGGCUACCGCCGCCUCCUGCGCUUCUCCUCGCAGAUCCACAACAACGGCCAGUCCGACUUCCGACCCAAGAACGGGCGCCACGCCUGGGUCUGGCACGACUGCCACCGGCAUUACCACAGCAUGGAGGUGUUCACCCACUAUGACCUGCUGAACCUCAACGGAACCAAGGUGGCCGAAGGGCACAAAGCCAGCUUCUGUCUGGAAGACACCGAAUGUGAAGCAGAUGUGCUGAAGCAGUAUGAAUGUGCCAACUUUGGGGAGCAAGGCAUCACCGUGGGGUGCUGGGACGUGUACCGGCACGACAUCGACUGCCAGUGGAUCGACAUUACCGACAUCCCACCGGGGGAUUACCUCUUCCAGGUUGUCAUCAACCCCAACUAUGAGGUUGCUGAAUCCGAUUACUCGAACAACGUGAUGAAAUGCAUGAGCCGCUACGACGGGCAGCGCAUCUGGAUGUACAACUGCCACAUAGGUGGCUCCUUCAGCGAGGAGACAGAGCAGAAGUUCGAUCACUUCAGUGGACUCACAAACAACAAGGUGUCCACCCGAUAGACCCGACAGAACACCCCACUAUUUAAAGAAGCGAGGUUUCCCGAACCACUGCACACCCACCAAUCAAGCAAACAAUCAAACUCUGCAUUAGCCAGGUAAAUUAUUUCCUACAGAUGCCUUCCUCCCCGGUUUAGGUGCUCAGACCACCGUGUGUCUCCUGUGACUACCCCAGGUAGUUAGGAGCAGGCUUUUAGACUCUACUCGGCUCCGUAUCUUCACCAUUCCAACCUUCGCCACAAAGACUUCUCCCUCCACUCUGCAGCACCAUCUUUAUUCACAGACAUAGGUCCAGGCUGCAGCAAGCACAAACUGUCUUUAGGUGCCAACAACCUAAAUAUGUCUUUACCAUUCAUUUUCCUCAAGGCAUUAAUCUUGGUAUCUUUAAGCUCUUUGACUCAAGCUUAAACACACUGUUGGCACAAAGGCCUCCACUGGUGCCACUGCUUCUUGACUGCAGCUAAUCCUCAGUGCUCCCAUGGCAGGACUUCUUCAUUUUAGCAAAGAAAUACAAGAAAGGAAAGAAAUGGAGCAGCUUUUCUGAGCAGAACAGUGUAAAGCAUCAUUUAAUACUGCAGUGAAACUCGUGUAUUCAACAGUCAACUCCCAACACAGUCUCAUAAGUGGAGCAGCUAACGCAGAACGGUUCUGCAAGUGGAUCAGGGCUCCAUGAAGCUACACCUCCCUUGGAACAUCUCCAAGACGCUGCAGACCCAAUGAUGAGUCGGCUGGACACAGUUUCCAUGACACAGUAAGCUUUUCACCCCAUAGAUUCUACAUGCAUCUCAAUAUUACCUUCCAAGCUGGAUAUUCACUCUGUUGUUUAAAGGAUGCAUUUAGUUAAGGCAUUGUAUCAUCACUGCACCUUACAGAGGUAACUUCAUGGCUUUUCUCAUCAGGGAUCUGGACCUGUGCUGUCACAGACCCACCUGUGUAAGUUGACUUUAAAGGAUUUGAACACUUGGUAAAUUCACAAUGGUGCUAAGUGUGUUCCUCUGUUUGUUUGAGGCACACGUUGCUACAGAUCUGCAGACACAGCUACUUGAAUAAAAGCCUUUUACCCAGAA
Molecule: messenger RNA, 3540 nt
Organism: Neopsephotus bourkii (Bourke's parrot)
Lineage: Eukaryota; Metazoa; Chordata; Aves; Psittaciformes; Psittacidae
Gene: LOXL2
Product: lysyl oxidase like 2
Exons: 14
Coding region: 155-2476 (773 amino acids)
Biological process (GO): peptidyl-lysine oxidation
Cellular component (GO): membrane
Molecular function (GO): copper ion binding; protein-lysine 6-oxidase activity
Source: RefSeq, a predicted model, not a curated record